Molecule: messenger RNA, 890 nt
Organism: Durio zibethinus
Lineage: Eukaryota; Viridiplantae; Streptophyta; Magnoliopsida; Malvales; Malvaceae
Product: Ribosomal L18p/L5e family protein
Biological process (GO): translation
Cellular component (GO): ribosome
Molecular function (GO): 5S rRNA binding; structural constituent of ribosome
Source: RefSeq, a predicted model, not a curated record
CCCUGACUCUCUUCACGGCCGCUCCUCACUCUCUCUCUCUAAGAGAUGGUUAUCCCUCCACCCGUUAGACCUCCAAGAAUUAUAAAAUUCCUGAAGCCCUAUGUCCUGAAGAUGCACUUCACAAACAAGUAUGUCAGUGCCCAAGUAAUCCAUUCGCCAACUGCGACUGUAGCUUCCUCGGCUAGCUCACAGGAGAAGGCCCUCAGGUCAAGCAUGGAAUCUACUCGGGACGUGGCGGCUGCUGCCAAGAUUGGGAAGAUACUUGGGGAACGCUUGCUGCUCAAAGAGAUACCUGCUGUUUCUGUUUCCUUAAAGCGAGAACAGAAGUAUCAUGGUAAGGUGAAGGCUGUCAUUGAUUCUCUCAGGGAAGCAGGUGUCAAAUUGCUUUGAAUUAGAAAAAUUGGAAAAAAAGCAUUUACUUCGCUUAACCCGUGCUUCUUGGUGAUUCAUCUUUUGUUCCUGAAUUGAUAAGUGGGCUAGAUCCAAGGAUGAAUGCAUUGUUGGUUAGUGUUACAUGCACCAAAAUGAAUAACCAUAAAAUGUAGUUACAUUGUUGUGUUUUUAUGUUUUUGUCUUUGCAUUAUUGAUAUUUCCAUUGGUGAACUGAACUCAGAGGUAUUGAAUCAUCCACUUUUCUUGAUCUAAAGCAGAGUUGUGAUUUUGCAUUUGUUGACCUUUUGGAUGACCUUCCUAGGCUCGGAUGCAUGAUCAAGUUUAUUACUAGGUCUUCUAGUGUUAUAUGCAGGUCAAUUUUCAAAAGCAAUUUGUUUUGUUUUAUGCUAAGACAGAAGUAACCUUGGAGGUCCAGUUCUUCUGAAUGUCCGAAGCUUUAGUCCAGUUGUUUCCUCAGCCACAACAAGGUUAAGACUUAGUCAAGUCUUAACCUUUUA